Messenger RNA from Manihot esculenta (cassava), 1071 nucleotides. Its product is annotated as fasciclin-like arabinogalactan protein 12. The transcript has a single exon. The coding region runs from base 80 to 889 and encodes 269 amino acids. The record is from RefSeq and is a predicted model, not a curated record. Lineage: Eukaryota; Viridiplantae; Streptophyta; Magnoliopsida; Malpighiales; Euphorbiaceae.
CUUGCACAAGUACUAGCUAGCUAGAGCUGGUUUCCUCGUACAUUCUUUGCAUUUGUUUCUAGUUAACUACCCUACAAUAAUGAAGCAACAAUCUUUCUUCUCAUUUUCACUUCUUGUUAUCUUCCUUCAUUGCACUAUAACGCUAGCUCAGUCUCCGGCUGCUGCACCGGCGCAGGGACCUGCGGCUGCAUCUCCUCCUCCUCCAGUCAUUGCACAGCCACCAGCUACAUCCCCUGCACAGCCAUCUUCAGUACCUGCACCUACCAAUGUAACUAAAAUCCUUGAAAAAGAUGGUCACUUCACAGUCUUCAUCCGCCUUCUAAAAUCAACCCAAGAAGAAAACCACUUGCUCACUGUCCUCAACAACUCAAACAAUGGCAUAACCAUCUUUGCACCAAGCGAUAGUGCGUUUUCAAGCCUCAAAUCAGGGACUCUCAACUCCCUAACCGACGAAGAGAAGUCUGAGUUAGUGAAGUUUCACGUAAUUCCAACGUUUCUAUCAACUUCCCAGUUCCAGACCGUGAGUAACCCAGUAGGAACAGAGGCUGGAAGCGGUGGCCGUGUAUCUCUCAACUUCACUACGUAUCCCAACUCAGUGAACAUCACUACAGGACUUACCAAUACAAGCAUUUCUGGCACGGUCUACACAGAUAACCAGCUAGCCAUUUACAGAGUCGACAAGGUUCUACUUCCGAUGGACAUUUUUACUCCUAAGCCUCCAGCUCCAGCACCAGGACCAGCACCCGAGAAAAAGCCCAAGAAGGCAACUCCUGUGGCUGAUACACCUGUGGUUUCUACUACUGUGAAUACAUCUGGUGCAGUAAGUUGUAUGCAUUAUCAUGUGGUGCUCCUUGGUGUUGGUCUAGUUGCUGCAAUAUUUUCUUUGUGAUCAUGCACAAAUGGGUUUUGAUGGGUUCUUUUUUCUGAAUUGGAUUGAAUGGUGGUGAUCAGCAUUUGGAGUGCUUUUUAAUAAUUGCCAUUUUUCCUUUCAGUCCUAUCUGUAUUCCUUUUCUCUUCCUUCCAAGUUUCAUUUGUAUGGGAAUCAGUAAUAAAAACUGAGUUUUGUAUUAA